UUCUUUGUAACUUGCCGCAGUUUGGCUGGGUCACGCUGCAAUCCAGCCGGAUGUUUUGCGUCGCCAGUAUGUGAUGGGAACAUUCGCUCAUUUUAUCACGAAGCUAACCUUGCUGCUCCAGCGGCGGCCCUGACCAGGCACCAAUGAGUCGAGCUUUGUGAGAGGGCAGCAGUCAGCCCAGUGUGCUGGAUGUCUGUGACAGAUCCAUGGGCCAGAAGGACCAUGUGGAGGCAGGAACGGGCCACCUUGACCUGGGUCUGGGUUUGGAGUAUCUCCACAUAGCGGGGGCCAACCGGCAGGCUGGCGGUGCUGACCUGCCCCCUGCUAUGGAGGAGCAGGGGGAGAGCUCCGGCAACAGCAGCACCGCCUCUUCCCCUCCACCGGCUGUGGUGGAUGAAAGUGCCGGGUCUGAUGCAGAGUGCGAGUUGUCUCCGUCUUCCAGCGCACCCCUCGCUGACCCAGAUGGAGGAGAAGGAGGGUUAACUCCCAGUAAGAACACCCACCAGCCGCUUUGUCGGACCCAGUGUGUGGACUUAGGCACUGAGGGUCCUCCUGAGCCCCUGCCGCCGCCUAAACCCCCAUCAGAACCCGAACACGAAAACCCUGCGCAGCCCUCACCCAGCUCCCCAUGUAAGCACUCACCCGAGCCUCCGUCCGAUCCUUCCUCUUCAAAGGCAGCGGCCGAGGCUGGCGGGAAGGAGUACCAGGCUAAGCUGGAGUUUGCCCUGAAGCUGGGCUACUUUGAGGAGACAGUGCGACUGGUGUUGUCCAAGCUUGGGCCUGACACCCUCAUCAAUGACAUAUUGGGAGAGCUGGUCAAACUGGGCACCAAGUCAGACAACGAGCAGCCGGCUGGAUCAUUAGCCUCUACUUCAUCUUCUUCAUCCUCCUCGUCCUCGUGUGCCUGUUCUGAUUUGCUGGACAGCCUGAGGUCGGACUCCCCCUGUCCGUCCGACUCUCUGUGUGACCAGGACAACCUGCGGCCAAUUGUGGUGGAUGGCAGUAAUGUAGCGAUGAGCCAUGGCAACAAGGAAGUGUUUUCCUGCCAGGGCAUCCAGCUGGCUGUAGACUGGUUCCUAGAGCGUGGUCAUCAUGACAUCACAGUGUUUGUGCCUGCGUGGAGGAAAGAGCAGUCCCGCCCUGACGCCCCUAUAACAGAUCAGGAGACCUUGCGUCGCCUAGAGAAGGAAAAGAUCCUGGUCUUCACGCCGUCACGACGUGUCCAAGGUCGACGCGUGGUUUGCUAUGACGACCGCUUCAUCGUCAAGCUGGCGUAUGAGUCAGACGGCAUCAUCGUCUCAAACGAUAACUACCGAGACCUGGCUAAUGAGAAGCCUGAGUGGAAGAAAUUCAUCGAUGAGCGGCUGCUCAUGUAUUCCUUUGUCAAUGACAAAUUCAUGCCCCCAGAUGACCCUCUUGGUCGUCAUGGCCCCAGCUUAGACAACUUCCUGAGGAAAAGACCUGUCAUGCCUGAGCAGAAGAAACAGCCUUGUCCAUAUGGAAAGAAGUGCACUUACGGCCACAAGUGUAAGUACUACCACCCAGAAAGAGGUGCUCAGCCUCAGCGUGCUGUGGCUGAUGAACUGCGUGCCAGUGCCAAGACCUGUGUCACCACGAGAAACCAGGGGGACACUGGGUUGGUGAAGAGCCACAGUGUGCCAGCUGGCAGCAUUGAGCUGCCGCCAUCUUGGCUGCUGACUGUUUUGACUGAUGGUUACGUCGACCAAUCGCAUGAAGUUUAG
Messenger RNA from Etheostoma cragini (Arkansas darter), 1742 nucleotides. Its product is annotated as probable ribonuclease ZC3H12C. Gene Ontology annotation, cellular component: cytoplasmic ribonucleoprotein granule; nucleus. Gene Ontology annotation, molecular function: mRNA binding; metal ion binding; RNA endonuclease activity. The record is from RefSeq and is a predicted model, not a curated record. The coding region runs from base 207 to 1742 and encodes 511 amino acids. The transcript has 7 exons. Lineage: Eukaryota; Metazoa; Chordata; Actinopteri; Perciformes; Percidae.